Molecule: messenger RNA, 670 nt
Organism: Linum trigynum
Lineage: Eukaryota; Viridiplantae; Streptophyta; Magnoliopsida; Malpighiales; Linaceae
Source: the annotation of a GenBank genome assembly
UUUCAUUCCCAAAAUUACAAAACACUACUACACUAGAGCUAAUAAACGCUACUAAGUCUGAUGAAACACUGCUAGUCUUUGAUAAUCACUACCACUCUAAAUCUUACCAAACAAAAGGCGAGACAUAUACUAGAUAUGAAAUUAUAACCCAUUUGAAGCCUCCAAAACCGAACUUCAAUUCACCCAUAGUGGAGAUGAUGCAAGCGAGGCUGAUGCAGAUCGACAACGUUGGUGAGGGCGGCAGAGGCGAAGGCACCACAGACGAGUCCGAUGCAAUCGACGAUAAUGCAGAUGAAGGCGGCGGAGGCGAAGGCGAUGCAUGCAAGGUCAAUGCAGAGAGCGAAUAUGCAGGCGAGAUUGUUGCAGACAACGUCAGCGUAGGAGAUGGAGGCUGAAGACGGCUACGACGAUGAGAGAGGUGUGGGCAGAGAUCAGAAAAUUGGCUCUUGAUCGUCAAAUUGUGAAGAGAGAGAGAGAGAGAGAGAGAGAGAGGAAACAGGUUGAAGAAGAGGAAAUUGGCAAAUGAGCAGUUAUUGGAUUUUUCUUUCUCCCCUCAAAAAUCGCACCCACUUAUCCCUAGGCUGAGAUCACAUGCUUUCUUACCCAAAAUACCCCUCCAUCAAAAAUACUCUUAAAUUUGCGGAAACAUGAAUGAAUAGAGAUAAAAAAG